Molecule: messenger RNA, 4450 nt
Organism: Bombyx mori (domestic silkworm)
Lineage: Eukaryota; Metazoa; Arthropoda; Insecta; Lepidoptera; Bombycidae
Gene: mys
Product: integrin beta subunit 1
Exons: 17
Coding region: 371-2872 (833 amino acids)
Biological process (GO): cell-matrix adhesion; integrin-mediated signaling pathway; cell adhesion mediated by integrin
Cellular component (GO): integrin complex; focal adhesion; cell surface
Molecular function (GO): integrin binding
Source: RefSeq, a predicted model, not a curated record
UGUUCAUUAGUCACUCGUGUAUCCGGCGCGGGAGUAAGUCGCGCGCUUUGCACUCCUUAAUUUCGAAACAGAUAUAUCGCAGAUGUCUAUUUGCAAACUUAAUGGCACAGAUAAGGGUAUCUUUAUCUCGUCAUUGUUCUCAUUAAACCUAUAAGUGCUUGUGAGAAACGUCUUAAUUAAUACAGCAAGAUUCGUGAACUCUUUUAUUUGAGUAUAUUGUAUGUGGUUAUUUGAUUUUAAUAUCCUUAUGAAUUCCAACAACAAAUGAUUUGUCUUUAAGUAUGUGAAUCACUACAUCGUUUUGUGUUGUUUCGAGAAAAUUGGAGUCAAACCACGACUAUAGAAUUAGAUCUGAAAAAGAAAACAAAAAAUGUACAUAAAACGAACGAGUUUAUUGCUGGCAAGCGUGUGGGCGAGCCUGUUGGUCGUGUGUUUUACGCAACACGCAGAGCAGCUGCUUGCCCAGAAUCCUUGCUCGAGUAAAACGACCUGUAGCGAAUGCGCUCGGACUCCCAGCUGUGCGUGGUGCUUCGCCACCGACUUCAAUGGACCUCGAUGUUUUAAUCCCGCAAUGGAAGGCGGUACCGGUGGUUGCGAUGAAGCCUACAUUUUCAAUCCCGACAAUCAGCUGUUUGUCGACCCUGCAUAUAACAGAGACUUGAGUAGAGCAAAGGGUCGCAUGGGAAUGGCAACAGGCUCGGCAACUUACGAAGAGUCAAUGAGCUCUAAGGGAAGUUCAUUUGCUGGCAGCGGGAGUGCCGCUGGUGCAGCUGGUGCUGGCGGGAAUCUCGUACAAAUGAAGCCCCAGAGAGUGAAGCUACAGAUGAGAAUGAAUCAAAUGCAAAAGCUUACGUUUGCCUAUUCCCGGGCUCAAGAUUAUCCCGUCGAUCUGUACUAUCUUAUGGAUCUCAGUAGGUCCAUGAAGAACGACAAAGAGAAGCUCAGUGCUUUGGGCAGUCUGCUCUCGGCGACGAUGAGGAACAUGACAUCCAAUUUUAGGAUCGGCUUCGGAUCUUUCGUAGACAAACUCGUUAUGCCGUAUGUUUCAACGGUGCCUAAGAAUCUCAUCUCUCCGUGCGACAACUGCGCCGCGCCUUACGGUUUCCGCAAUCAAAUGUCGCUCAGUAAGGAUACUGACUUCUUUGAAAAAGCAGUCGCACAAGCGGACGUUUCUGGUAACUUGGACGCGCCCGAAGGAGGGUUCGACGCGAUCAUGCAGGCGGUCGUGUGCCGCCAACAGAUCGGCUGGAGGGACCAGGCCCGUCGGCUGCUCGUCUUCUCGACCGACGCCGGCUUCCAUUACGCCGGGGACGGAAAGCUCGGCGGUAUAGUGCAGCCUAAUGACGGCCAAUGUCACAUGGAAAACAACGCUUACACACACUCGACCCUUCAAGAUUACCCCAGUAUUUCACAGAUCAACCUGAAAGUGAAAAAAAAUGCUAUAAACGUGAUAUUCGCGGUAACAGCCGAACAGAUCAGCGUGUACGAAGAGUUGAGCAAACACAUCGAGGGGUCCAGCAGCGGCAUCCUCAGUGAGGACUCCGACAACGUUGUCGAUCUCGUACGGGAGCAAUACAAUAAAAUUACGUCAACCGUUGAAAUGAAGGACUCAUCGAGUGACGCCGUUCAAAUUGUGUAUUACUCAUCGUGUCUCGGCGGCAAGGAUCUCGUGCAAACAAAUAAAUGUGACGGACUCAAGGUCGGAGACAUGGUGGAGUUCACAGCAGAGAUUACAUUGAAGGAAUGUCCUAAAGAUCGAAACAAAUGGAAACAAUUAUUCGAAAUAUCCCCUGUGGGUAUAUCGGACAGUCUACAGGUGGAGUUGGAGUUGCUUUGCGACUGUCCUUGUGAACGGCCGGGACAUUUCGCGUACAACGCGAGUCCGCUGGUGUGCAGCGGCGAGGGCGUGUCGGCGUGCGGCGUGUGCCUGUGCAGCCCGGGCCGCUUCGGGAAGAGCUGCGAGUGCUCCGCGCAGGGCGGCGUGUCCGUCGAGCAGGAGCGCGGCUGCCGCCCCACCAACGCCACCUCCAGCCCGCUCUGCUCCAACCGCGGGACCUGCAUCUGCGGCGUCUGCGAGUGCAACAAGAUGGAAGACCCCACUAAGGUAAUAUCGGGCCCGUUCUGCGAGUGCGACAACUUCACGUGCGACCGCUACAAGGGGCAGCUGUGCUCGGGCCACGGCACGUGCGUGUGCGGCAAGUGCAGCUGCGAGCCGGACUACGGCGGGCCCGCCUGCCAGUGCCUCAAGGACACCAAAGUGUGCAUGUCGCCAGAGAACAACAAGAUUUGUAGUGGCAACGGCAAAUGUGUGUGCGGCCAGUGCGUGUGCAACGUGGACGACGACAAACACUAUUCUGGAAUGUACUGCGAGAAAUGCCCAACUUGCCCCGGCCACUGCGGAGACUUCAAAGACUGCGUCCUCUGCGAGGUGCACAAGCGCGGCCCCAAGUACAACCCCGACACGGACGGCUGCGGCAAUUGCGCGCUCCUGCCGAUCAUAGAGGAAGGCAGGAUCGAAGCCAACGAAACUCUCAACGAGCACUUGUGCAGUUUCUACGACGACGAGGACUGUUUGUACGUGUACGUCUAUUCUUACCAAGACACUCGGAAAGUGGUCAUCAGGGCGCAGAAGGAACGAGAAUGCCCUAAAAAGGUACCAAUCUUGGGUAUAGUCCUGGGCGUGAUCGCCGCCAUAGUGCUGGUCGGGCUGGCGCUGUUGAUGCUAUGGAAGAUGGCCACCACCAUACACGACCGACGCGAGUUCGCACGCUUCGAAAAGGAACGUAUGAUGGCCAAAUGGGAUACGGGCGAGAAUCCGAUUUACAAGCAAGCGACGUCGACGUUCAAGAAUCCAACUUACGCCGGAAAAUAAAAGUGUGCCUUCGUAAACUGUUCUUUUGUAUUUUAUGUACUAAUACAAAAUGAUAGGAUGUAAAUGUUCAAUUACGAUCUUUAUUCCGAGCGCCAUACAUUUCUAGUAUUUUUAUAGUGACGUAUAGCUGAAGCUUUUAGAUGCCGGCGAACAUCAAAAGAGUUGCCUUAAAAGUGUGCCUUUAAAGAAAUGUCGUUUUUAUAUUUAAUCUGUGCCUUACUGUCUAUUCGUUUCCUGUAGGAAAAACUAUUGCUUUCAUGACUAAUGUAUUGUAUAUUCAUUAAUAUACAGAAUAUAAGGUAAAUAUUCCAGAAAUAAUAGUAAAAAAAAUUGGUAUGUUAACCUAAACUGAAUAAUAUUUUGCUAUGAUAUAAGUAUGAAGCAAACGUCCCGUAUCACACGAGGUCACUGACCCCGUGCGACAUCUUAUUUUGUACUGUUAAGUUCCGUGAAAUAAUAAAACGUAAAAUAUUAAAUCGAUAAUGAUUUUAAUGUUAUCAACAACACUGUUCGUGUUCUUUUUUUUUCGGGAAAAUUUACUUUACACGUGACUUGUUCAAAAGAAAAGAAAAUCUAGUCUUAAAGCUACUUUAUACAUAUACAGUAUACUGUACUGUAAACGUUUUUUUAAAUAUUGACGUAAACCUCAACAAUCUUUGAGGCAUGUAAGCGACUAUAAUUGUACUUAUGGUUAUUUAAUUAUUAUAUACAAUUUUUUUCUACCGUGCUUUUGCUUUUGCUGUAGUAUUUAAUUUGUCGCCAAGAGAGGUCUUUAUCUCAUUACAUUUUAAUAAACGCUUCUAUACUUCGAUGUCUGUGUGUGUGUUGUAUGAAAUUAGUGAUUAGUCUGCACAAAAUUAAUUUAUAUAUCAUUAAAGUUUGUUACAAAAGAAAAAAGAAAUCCUUAAAAUGAAAAAUUUAAAUAUUUUAAUUUUCUCAGCGGGUAAACUUUGUAUUUUUGCUUCAUCACUGCCAGUAGAAGUAGUGAUUGUGAAAUAAAUAAAUAGCAAGAUUUUAAUUAUAUUUUAUAUUGCCUGCGAAUCUUUCAUGAUCUUAUUACGGUCGUCUCUGCAUACAGACGUGGUGAAUUAAAAUAAUGUGUAGUGCCAUUAUAUAUCGAUGAUUGUAUAUGAAAAAUAAUUAACAAUUUUAUUAUUGUUUGAAACAUUUUGGUAUAAAAUAAAGGUACUUAUAAGGUUGCUGAAUAUUAUUUAUUUAAAAAUAUAAUUUUUCGACAUACGAGCCAACAGCUUGGUCCCACUGCUUGCAUACACUUGAUAUUUUAUUUUUAUAUAAUGAGAGAUGACUACUUAUUAUAUUAUUUAUUACAUACAUAAAGGAAGACAGAAAUAUAAAAUAAAAUAUGAGUCAGUGUUUGGACAUAUAAAUGAAGCGUUGGCUCAAAUGUCGAUAAGUUUGACCAGGAUCAUUUUUGAAAUGUUUUAAAAAUGUGCUUGAAGAAUGCUGCAAUUUCCUGCGAGUGAUCUAUAUUUCUUUGUAUAUAAUUUAAUUCCGGUCUAAUAUAUUAUUAUAUUUUUUAUUAUAAUGUCUCAGAUAGUUAAUAAAUUUAACACAAAA